UCGAAGUGAGUUCAAAAACCGAGAUCAGAUCGUUUACGUCUGGAGUUUCUUUUCUUUCACCGAGUAGUGGAUUACCUGAAUUCUCUACCGGAACACAUUGGACUUCCACAGUAUAACUGAAGACUGAUUAUUGGACACCUUUUGCCUGGCUUAUUCGUUUUACCUGUCUGACCUUGGCAGUCGUUCUUGUUGUGACAAGUAAUUCCAAGCCUCUUGCUGAAUUCAACACGUCGUGUCACGUCAUUCGCACACUAUAACUUUCAGUAGCCUGGUGGUUAGAUUAGCCUCACUGGAAGUUGCUAAACAUUUAAAACAUUUUUCGUAAGUAACGCGCGCUUUUCGAACGGUUCCUGCCUGGAGGAUCUGGUGAUCCCCUGCUACUAGACACGGAAGCCUGUUAAGCGAAAGCUUCUAUUCCAUCCACAACCAUUUGAACCAUUUAAAAAUGAGUACAAAUUGUAGGCAAGGGAAAGUCGAGGUUAGUGGUAAGUAUUAAUGUAUGCCAAACAUUUUUCUAUGAAUCAUUUUGAAAAAACAUCAAGAUCACUCGCUAUUAUCUGAAUUUAAUCAAGAUGUUUGUCUUCAGCUUAUUAAUGGUCAGAAGGUCGGAAAGGAUUCUGAAGCCCAAAGUCAUAGUAUUUUGAGUAAUUAUUUCACUGAAGAAAUAAAUUCAGACGAUCCAUUCGGUUCUGUUUGUGACUCAAAGCCUAAUGAAUUGACCAAAUCACCUAGCAAUACUGAUCUAUCAAAGUGCUCUCAGUUGGAUCCUAAACAAGAUGUAACGAGUUUGAACCGUCUAAGACAACGAGAUGCCUGGUUGCCUUCUGAAUCUACUCAAAAAGCAUUAUUGAGUCCAAGUCCCGAAAACAAGUUAGUUGAGGUAAAACCUAUUCUCAUGGGCAAAGAUUAUGAGAUUGGCGGUAGUGGUAGCACUUCUGCUUUUGAUCCAUUCCAUUAUUUGUUGGCUCAGUAUACGGGCGAUGAACCAAACGUUAAUGCAAUCCAACGGGUUCCAUCUAUUGAACUGAGGAGUCAAAGUGGUGAUGAUCUCAAAAAAUUAAUUAACAAUGGAUGGUAUACUUGUGCACUGAAUCUUACUUAUCGUAUUCUUUCAGCUGCUGGUUUUAAAAAUGACGAAAGUGAGGCCGUUUUAUCUCCAUAUACUGCUCAGAUUUGGUUGUGUCGAUUGGCCUUAUUAGUUCGUACGCAAAAUUAUAAAUUGGCUGAACAUGAAUUUGCUACUUUUCAUAACAUGGAAGCACCGAAUUUCUAUUUUGAAUAUUCUCCCCAAAGAUAUCCUGGACGGACAGGUUCUAUCAUUCCAUUUUCUUUAAGACUACUUCAUGCUGAAUUACCAUUUAAUUUAAAUCGUACAAAUGAAGCAUUAGAUCGUCUAUAUUACUUAUUAGCUAUUAUUGGUCGAGUACGUUUAUUUGCAAUUGGUUGAAAUUUUUUGAUGAAGUGCUACUUAUUUUAGUCUUUAUUGUUGACCCCUUAACUAUGCUUCGACUUAAAGUCUAGUAAUAACAACUGUAUUUACUUUUAUUUCACCGUGCAGUAUCUCUACAUUCCUCAUACAUUAGAUGGAUGAGUACACAUACGUGUGUAUAUACUUACUGUGUCAGAAAUACACCACGUCAAAGGAACUUACAAUAUCAUGACGAAUUAGAGAGAUACAAUUCAAAAACGUAAAUAAGAUAUACCGAAUAAUCGAGUUCGAUAAAGAACAAAACCAAGGUAGAUUUCAUUUAUUUACAAGUCUUACUGUUUGUAAUAAAACUAGCAGAAACCUUCAGGAAACUCGUCAGGUUCAUUUUGAGUCAUACCUGAUGACACCUCAAGUCACUGAGUUGCACGGUAUGUAAGACCUUGCCUAUGUAUUCACGAUAAAUCUAUAAGUAUCGGCCCAGCACAUCAACCUUUCUUCCUGCGGUUCUCUAUCGUAAACUGAUUGUCUCAGCUUUUUAGUGUCAGGAAAGCAAUGUGUGGUUUGAAUAACAUUUGGAGGGGGCAGCAUGCAUGAAAAGUAUCUAGGUGGCCGAAUAGGGUAUUUCAAGAUUAUAAUUAUUUGAGAAAUUAUAUAUGGUAUACUAUAAAUGUUACUGGAUCUCGGCAUUACUUACGCAGUAGUGAAAUCGUAUAUAUGUAGUCCUUCGAAGAUAACGAUGACUGAUUACAGAAUACUCGCCGGAAAUCAUCUCAAAGAGUCUAGUUGUCCGAAUCAUAAUCCGAAAUUCCUCUCAUUGGCUAGACUAUCGAAAAUUUUGAUAUAGAUCUUGCAACCCUGUUUACUACAUGAUUUGUUGAUUAUUUCCGAGAAUGUGACCACUAAAUUUGUCCACAAACAGUCAAAAUACCCACCCAUUGUUAAAAGUUAUUUGUGAUCUAACUGGAGCAAUGUCCAAAUCAUAAAAACGUUUAUACUGUUUAAAUGUAUGCGUGUAAACUUAUUGGUAUUAAUCACUUAAGCAAUUCAUUUUCUCAAACCGUCAAGUAUGUAUUUGAAUCACUACCAGUUUAGUUUGAAUAACUAAGUCUUUUUACUAAAAAGUUGUACACUUGGUCGGCAUUUAGUCUUUGACACGGUUUUGAAUCUUGGUUAGUGAGAAAUGAUUUUACUGAAGGAAGAGUAUAAGUUCAUCAAAAAUUCACUCUGUUGAACCUUGCUGGCUAAAUAUAUUACAACCACAUCUUCAAAUUCACUUGGUAUUGUUUACCUGAGUCUUCCCAUUGAUGUUUAAGAGUGCAAUUGACCAGUCUCUUAUUGGCAUCUAUGCAUACUGUGUGCAUUGCCUUAAUUCACAAAUAUUCUAAGCAAAGAUGGUUAGUGGCUAGUAGUGGAAUGCAUGACUCGCGUUUCGUCCUAUUUGGGACUCGUCAACUGGGUAUACCUGCAUUCCAGAGUUGAUGUCCACUCCUGGACUCGAACCUAGUACCGUUCGUUUCAAACACCAUCGCGUUACUCACUUAGCUACUGAUCAGUUGCAGUCCUAAACAUCAAUGGUAAGAUUCAAGUAAACAAUACUAAGUGAAUUUAAACUUCGCCCCAUUGCACAAGCAAGUGGCUAUCAGGACUCAGUAGCUAAGUGGAUAACGCGAUGGCGUUUGAAGCGAACGAUACUGGGUUCGAGUCCCAGAGUGAACAUUAACUCUGGAAUGCAGGUACGUCCAGCUACCAGGUCCCAAAUAGGAAGAAACUCGAGUCCCGGAUUCCACUGCUAGCCACUAUCAAUCUUAACUAUAUCUUCGUUUUAUGGAUAACCCACGUUCACUUGACUGAAAAUUUCUAUAGUGUUGUUCAUUACGUUACCCUUCUGAGAAUUUCUAUAAUGGUAUUCUGUCCUCAUCCAACUUGUGUUUAUGUGCUCACUUUAGAAUCAUGCAUGUGUGACGUUUGAGAAUACAACCUUUCUGUUAAAACUAAAUUAAGUGUGUAACAGGAUUCUUUAAAGUUGAAUACUUAAAGUAUGAUCAGCUUAUGAUCUUGGGAUCCCCUAUCUAAGAUCGCUACUAUUAGAAACUUUGUUUCGUCUCUUCUUUCACGAACAGUAAUCAAAGCAGUUUUUAUUAUCCAUUAAUUUAAAAUAUGUGGGGUUUAAUCAGUCUAGACACUUUCAAGCAUUAGGAUCGUGAAUAGUUAGGAGAAAAGCUAGACCCAGUUGUGACGUUAAAACCUGUUAAGUUGUUGAGUUAUUGGUGCGACGUAUUAAGAAUUAUUUACUUCCUGAGUGAGGUGGUGUAAAUGAUGGAGAUUAUGCAGUCUAACUAGUGUAGUUUUGUGCGAUUUACCCCAUUAUUUGUCAUAUUUUUUUAGAAAUUAAUUUUCAGUUUAGUUUCUUUUUUCUAACUCUAGAUUCAAAGUAAUUUAGAGAAAGGCUUUAGAGAGGAUGGUUCAAUAAGUGAACCAGAUCUUGUUUACCGACAAGCCUCAUUAAAUUUAUGGACUGCUCGUAAAAUUCGGGUGCUUUCCAGCUGUUUAUCAAUAUUUCUACAUAAGUUAGAUUAUCAAUCAGCACUAAAUAUAGUACGUCAAUUAACACAUCUAUGCAGUGAUAAUCAGGUUGUGCUUAGAGGAUUCUGUAGUUUACUUGGUCGUGUUCAUUUGCAGUUUGGGGAUUUGCAAACGGCUAAAGCACUUUUCGACAGAUCGUUACCUAAUGCGGAAUUUCCACUGGGCUAUAAACUUCAAUUACUGAUUCUACAGAAUUUUCAUAAUGCGUUGUUAUCAAUUGGUAAAGGGGAAUAUGAAGAAGCGAGAAUGUUCUUUGAAACUGUUCUACAAUUAGAUCCUACAAAUGUGGCAGCGGCCAAUAAUUUAGCUAUUUGUUCUUUAUAUGUUGGACGACUAUCAAAAUCAAUUGAAGUGUUGGAGGAUCUAACAACAACUGGACUAACUAGUCAACCAAUAAACAAUUUAGGCGUUAUUACAACUGCUUCAACAACUACAGGAUUUUCUACAUCAUUCAUGUUCAAUGCACGAUGUCGUCGAUUCUGUCUACAUGAUGUAAUGAUUUCAAAUUUAGCUGUAUUAUAUGAGGUAGAAUCAGAUCUGGCCACAUUGAAAAAAGUUAACUUACUGAAAAAGUUGAUUGAAAUAUCUGGCGAACCAGUGCACAUAUCAUCAUUUAAAUUGUCUAUGAAACAAUAAAACAAUAAUUAGUAUGUAAUAUUAACAAAUAUCUUUCAUUCUAAAUCACUUGAAUGAAAAAGAACAUUUAUUUGAUUGAUGCCUAUAAAAACAUAUUGUUAAAACUAACCUCCAAAAUUAUAUCUCAUAUUAGAACAUAAUAAUUCA
Molecule: messenger RNA, 4795 nt
Organism: Schistosoma haematobium
Lineage: Eukaryota; Metazoa; Platyhelminthes; Trematoda; Strigeidida; Schistosomatidae
Product: Transmembrane 9 super member 3
Exons: 12
Coding region: 896-1447 (183 amino acids)
Cellular component (GO): Golgi apparatus; TRAPP complex
Molecular function (GO): protein binding
Source: RefSeq, a predicted model, not a curated record